AUGGCCGCUCCCAUUGCUGAGAACAAGCCCGAGGCCACCUCUCCCGCUCCCGCUGCUUCUUCCCCCGCCGCUGGCGACGAUGCCAACAACAACCUUUCCGCCGCUGAGCUCGAUCCCGACGCUACCCUCCUCGUCCGUGCCCUCGUUUCCACCAAGGAAGCUGGUAUCAUCAUCGGCAAAGGUGGUGCUAACGUCGCCGAGCUCCGUGAACAGACCGGUGUCAAGGCUGGUGUCUCCAAGGUCGUCCCUGGUGUUCACGACCGUGUUCUCUCUGUCACCGGUACCCUGGUCGGUAUCUCUGACGCUUUCGCUCUCAUCGCCAAGACCAUCCUUGAGAACCCUCUCAACGCUCCCGUUCAAGCUGAUGGUACUCCUGCCCAGGCUGCUGCUCAGACCAGCUCCGUUCGUCUUCUCAUCUCCCACAACCUCAUGGGCACUGUCAUCGGUCGUCAGGGUUUGAAGAUCAAGCACAUUCAGGAUCUUUCCGGCGCCCGCAUGGUCGCGAGCAAGGAAAUGCUCCCUCAGUCCACCGAGAGGGUUGUUGAGGUUCAGGGUAGUGUCGACGCUAUCCGUGUUGCUGUUCACCAGAUCGCAAGAUGUUUGGCCGAGGACUGCGAUCGUAGCCAGAACGUUGUGCUUUACCAGCCCGGUCAGGGCCAUGGUCCUGGUAUCUUGGCUGCUGGUGGAAUGGGUGGAUUGCAGCAGCAAGGUUCUCGUCGUCAAGGUGGUCCCGCUUAUCUCGCUGGUGCCAUCAACAGCCUCAACCUUGGCAACAACUCCAACUCCAACCAGCCCUCUUCCACCAACAACCGACGUGAAUCCAACUCCAACGGUGCCGCCGCCGCCAACAACAACAACAACAACAACAAUAACAACAACAACAAUAACAACAAUAAUACUUCUCGUCGCCUCGACCCCAACGCAGUCGUCACCCCCGGUGGUGGAUUGGUUGCAGGUGCAACCGCCAACUCUGCCACUGCUGGUGAACCUAAUGCCUCGGCUCCUCCUCUUGUCGACGCUGCCAACCUGCGCACCCAGAACAUCAGCAUUCCUUCGGACAUGGUCGGUUGCAUUAUCGGUAAAGGUGGUAGCAAGAUCACCGAGAUCCGUCGUUUGAGCGGAAGCAGGAUCAGCAUCGCCAAGGUACCUCAUGACGAGACCGGAGAAAGGAUGUUCACUAUUCAGGGAACUCCCGAGGCCAACGAGAAGGCUUUGUUCUUGCUCUACAACCAGCUGGAGACCGAAAAGGAACGUCGUCAGAAGCAGACCUCCACCGUUAACCCUGACGAGGAUACCCAGGCUGCUGCUGCUUCCACUGCCUAA
Molecule: messenger RNA, 1323 nt
Organism: Ustilago hordei
Lineage: Eukaryota; Fungi; Basidiomycota; Ustilaginomycetes; Ustilaginales; Ustilaginaceae
Exons: 2
Coding region: 1-1323 (440 amino acids)
Biological process (GO): 3'-UTR-mediated mRNA stabilization
Cellular component (GO): nucleus; cytoplasm
Molecular function (GO): mRNA 3'-UTR AU-rich region binding
Source: RefSeq, a predicted model, not a curated record